CUCACCUGGAGAAAGCGGUGCGCAGCAGCCAGAGUGUCUGAUACCAGGCUGUGGUACAAUGAACUACUGAUAUAGUUUAUGAUGCGAAACAUGUUUACCAAUGUGUGAUUUUCUAUCAAUUGCACCAGCUCACUGUCAAAACCCAUGCCCAGUGUGAUGCUGACACUAAUAUUUGGCUUUCUUAUUGUCUUCUGCAGUUCUUAUCACAACAAGUAGGCCUAUCCCUUUUUUUGCGUAUAAUGAAAUAACACAGAAACUAAUACAAGGGGUGUUACCUCAACAUCAACGCAGCUCCUCAAAAUCAUAUAUAUAUGUUUAAUAAAGAGAUUUGACUUGGCACAAAUGUAUCUGUCAUUGGGACAUUUAAAUCCCUUCAUGAUUUAUAUCAGAUCUCCCAAUUUGAAGAUGAGAAGUUUGAAGCAGCACGUAUUCUAUCAGAGUUCUACUGUCAACAGAACUUGGUGGACUCUGCUAAACCAGUGCUGCGGAAGGUCAUCCAGAUUUCUCAGCAAACUCCCUACUGGCACUGUAGACUGCUUUUUACAGCUGGCACAACUACAUGCACUGGAGAAGGACUUGAUAUCUGCCUGUGAUCUCCUAGCAGAGUAUGCAAAAGUCAUGGGCUUAGAGUACACGAGAGCUCUUUUUUUACUAAGUAAAGGAAUGCUGCUGCUUACGGAGCAGAAGCUGAGUGAGGUGCACCCUCUGCUGACGCUGUGUGGGACCAUUGUAGAAAACUGGCAGGGAAAUCCAUUUCAUAAGGAAUCCCUUGGGUUCUUUUUGCUGGUGCUGCAGGUUACUCACUACCUGGAUGCUGGACAGGUAAAGAUUGUGAAGCCAUGUCUGAAGCAGCUUCAGCAGUGUAUCCAGACCAUCUCCACUCUCCACGAUGAUGAGAUCCUUCCUGUUAAUCCAGCAGCUCUCUUUCACUGGCUGCCCAAGGAGCACAUGUGUGUGCUUGUGUACCUGGUGACAGGGAUGCACUCCAUGCAGGCGGGCUACUUGGAGAAGGCACAUAAGUAAACAGACAAAACUCUAAUGCAGCUGGAGAAGCUGAAGAAACUCAACUGUGAUCCAUCUGUAUGUUUUCAAAGUGCUGGACAGCAGUCCAUUCUGUCCACGUUCCAAGUCCUCCUGCUGGAACACAUCAUCAUGUGCCGGCUGGUCACCGGACACAAGGCCACAGCUUUACAAGAGACGACAACACACCAGGAGCUGUGGAUGUUUGUUGUGACCAACCUGGCCAGUGUCUACAUCUGGGAAGGCAACAGACAUCAGGAGUUGUACAGCCUUCUAGAGAGGAUUAAUCCUGAUCACAACUUUCCUGUCAGGAGAUUUCUAAGGGAGACCCUGAAGAUGUCUAAUGCUGAGGAUCUAAACAGGCUGACUGCCUGCUCGCUAGUCCUGCUGGGUCACAUCUUUUUUGUCCUGGGCAACCACAGGGAAAGUAGCAAUAUGGUGGUUCCUGCCAUGCAGCUGGCCAGCAAGAUCCCAGACGUGUCUGUGCAGCUCUGGUCCUCUGCACUCCUUAAAGAUCUGAACAAGGCUUGUAGAAACGCCAUGGCGGCCCACGAGGCAGCUCAGAUGCACCAGAACUUUUCCCAGCAGCUCCUGCAGGACCACAUCUUAGCCUGCAGCCUCCCUGAACACCACCUCGUCCUUUGGACAGUUUCUGGCCAGCCUGCUCUGAGCUCAAAACCCCACCCUGUCUGGGAAAAGGAGACACAGAAGAGCAAUUGCAGGGAAAAUGACAUAAAAAAGAUGAACUGACAAUAGGUGAAGGAGCUGAUAAAAGGGUAAGAAGAAGAUGGGGCAUUCUAAUGAAAUUGUGUCAUUUGGCAGGCUUUCAUUCAGGGCAUUCCUUCACCUAUUUGGGGCACUGGGGCAUGACUGGAAUUUAAGAAAUGUAAGUUUGUUUUGGAAAGCAAAAGCAUAAUUUAUUACACUGAAACAUUUUGAAUUGGUUGUAAUAGUUUGUUCUACUAGACCAAAAACAAAUUAAAGGAAAAGUUCUUAAAGAAGGUUAAUACAACUUUUAUACGUGUAUGUAUUGUAAGUAUAAAACUAGCUUAGCUUACUUGGCACAAAGAAUGGAAACAGGGACUCCACAGGGAACCUUUAAAUUCAACUGAUUUGUCCCACUCAUUUAGCUUAUGUUUUCACUCUUUCUUUCUCGACCAUCAUGGAGGUACUGUUAUUUUGUAUGACAUGAAAUAGAAAUGUUCAGAGAACAUUAAAGAUUAAAGAAUCUUAAAUUAGUGUUGAAUUUAAACCAUCCGUUGGCCAAACAGACAGUCAAAUGUGACUCAUUGUAUUGUUGCACGUGAACUCAAUAUCUGUCACUGGUUGGCUAGUUCUGACACACAGUAUUAGUUAGGAUACAUGUGGAUAUACAGUAUACUAUAUAUCUGUAAUGAUCUUAAUGUAGCGUAGUGGUAUGUUUGGUAUGUACUUGGCAGCUGCAUGUAGUUUAUUCACUGAAGAGGAACGAAUAUGAGCAUUCAUGAGAUUAAAGACAAUUUAAGAUUAUAUUAGAUUUACUAGACCCUGAAACCAGCUGACCAUUUAAUAUUGAGGCAUUUAAGCAUUUAUUAAUGUUUCGAAGGAUUCGAAAGUGUACUUUAAAUGUGUUUUGAGACUGAUGCAUCAAAAACGUAUUUGGAUAAUUUUUGGACACUGCAAUUCAGAUGACUUGCUGCCUGACCUUUGGAUUUUUGCCCCUUUCGCUCUCACUGUGGUGGUGUAUGUUUAUAUGCUGUGCACAUUUUGUGUGGAGUCAAGAAACCAGUAAUAAUAAGAUAAUAAUAAUAAGUUUACACAUAUGUUGUUUUAUGAUGAAACACAUAUUUUUUUUUUAAUCUUUUUGGAAUCAUGUUUUUUUUCUCAUUGUCUGUUUUACUCAUGUCUUCCAGAUGAUGGCGGUAUAAAUCUGUAUUUAAAUACCUUAUUUAUUUAAUAUUGCUUUUCACUGUACCAGAUGCAGUUGUUUGCUGAUUACCUUUUGAUUUAUUAUCAAAUAACUGGUAGGACUGUCGAUUCAGUUACACUAAUGUGGGAAUGGUGUAUUUUUAGUUUUCUCUAUGAAGACAUUUAUUUUACAGAUUUGUGCACUGAUAGUUUAAAAAUAAACUGAGUUUGUUAUUUUGCAAAGUAAUUACUGCAAUAAAACCUACAUUAUGGAUACCAUUUAUUGUAUUGACAUUUAACAGUAUGUUAUAUAGAGGACUGUUUUA
Molecule: messenger RNA, 3233 nt
Organism: Sander lucioperca (pikeperch)
Lineage: Eukaryota; Metazoa; Chordata; Actinopteri; Perciformes; Percidae
Product: MAU2 sister chromatid cohesion factor
Biological process (GO): maintenance of mitotic sister chromatid cohesion; mitotic sister chromatid cohesion
Cellular component (GO): SMC loading complex; chromatin
Molecular function (GO): double-stranded DNA binding
Source: RefSeq, a predicted model, not a curated record